AUGAAGCAUCCACUUCUCAAUCCAUUUGUUUGGCCGCUUGUGCUGCAGCCGAGCCUCUCACUCGCUUACUGGCGCCAGGCCUGCAGUGUUUCUCAAACCGCUCGGAUAGACCUCAUACUCAAUCCUGGCAACGUCUCGGGACACGUACACAAGUUUGCGGGGGGCAGCAAUGUCAACGAGAACUCCGACUUCAACUCCUUACAGUCCUCGAAUUGCUCCUCGUGCGAAGUCCAAGCCGACAAAUCAGCAUACUGGACCCCUCAACUAUACUACGCUCACACCAAUGGUACUUUCGAAGAAGUCCCCAACUAUGGCAUGACGGUGUACUACGUCGCAGGGCGAGGAGGGAACUCUUCGAAUACAGUACCAUUCCCACCCGGGUUCAAGAUGCUCACCGGCGACAGCCUGCUCAGAUCCUACGACAAUACCACCUUGACAUAUCUGGACACGAGGCCGGUGGCUGACAGGGUAAGUUUCCGCUGCAUAAAUGACGCUAACGAUAUCCCAGAAGAACACUACAUGUUCCGUACCGAUUGCACGAACGGAAUGCGGGCGCAGGUGAACUUCCAGUCUUGUUGGGACGGAGUCAACCUUUAUCUCGAGGACAAUGCGCAUGUUGCUUACCUAUCAGGAAUCGACUAUGGCGAAUGUCCGCCCACUCAUCCCGUUCCCAUUCCCGGCCUAUUCUUCGAGGUGCUUUACUGGACCAACUCGGUUAACCAAACUGCUGGCGGUCAAUUUGUCUUCUCGAACGGCGAUACCACCGGCUACGGCUUCCACGGUGACUUCCUCAACGGCUGGGACAUGGAUGUACAGACAAGUGCGGUUCAAGAUUGCCUUUACACUGAUGAUGGCGGAGUUGUUGAUGCCUGUUCAUCCUUGUCUCGAAGCGACAACAUCAACUUCCCACGAGACUGCGUGGAGCAGGCAUCGGUCUUCGAUGAGAGUGUCCACGGUCUGCUCACUGCGCUCCCUGGAUGCAAUCCAAUCACGAGUGGCCCUGAUCCAGCUCCUCAAGUUAUCUGUGGGUUCGACUCUGAGGUCCUCGCCGUUUUGGAACCGACCUCAUCGCUCACCGCCGCGGCAACUUCGAGUACUUCCACCUCAUCGACCGACACUUUGGCCUUACAAAGCGACCUCUUGACCUCGAGCACUUCGACGACCGAGUCAAUUGCAGUUGUCACCGUCACUGUUUUCGACCAAGUUUCGGCUGCAACCAAUGUCGAUGCGCCCACAGCCACGGACCUGUCCAGCGUCGACACUACAAUGGCUUCUGAACUCGCGGGCACUAUCAUCACUGAGUGGAUUACCGUGACCGUGACAUCACCAGGCAACGUUCUGACAAGUGCUGUUGGCCUAGUUUCAACAACCACGGUCUCAUCAUUGGGCCAAGAAACACUCAACCAGGACACAACAUCCACCACUAUUACCGUCGCCUCCCUCGACAGCUCCACCACCAGCGACGCAUCUGUGACUCCAGCUGCACUGGAUGCAAGUGCUUCGUUCAUCUGCUCACUGUACUCGGACUUCACGAUCGAGGGAUGCCCGCCUCCGACCUCUAUCGCGUCAUCGCCAACGGCCGCUGUUCAAACUGCCCUUGUGACAGUAACACAACUAGAUGAGACGGCCACCGAUUCAUCGACUGAGACAACCUCGACUGAGUCCUCGUCGACGGGCACGGAGCUAGCUAACUCCGCUGCCGCUUCAUCGACUGAGUCGUCAUCGACGGCAACGGAGCUAGCUAACUCGGCUGCCGCGUCGUCGACUGCAUCAACAUCGUCAACAGCCACGGAGCUGGCUAAUUCGGCCGCUGCUUCGUCAACUGAGUCAACAUCGUCAACAGCCACGGAGCUGGCUAACUCGGCCGCUGCUUCGUCAACUGAGUCAACAUCGUCAACAGCCACGGAGCUGGCUAAUUCGGCCGCUGCUUCGUCAACUGAUUCAACAUCGUCAACAGCCACGGAGCUGGCUAACUCGGCCGCUGCUUCGUCAACUGAAUCAACAUCGUCGACAGCAACGGAGCUAGCUAACUCGGCUGCCGCGUCGUCGACUGAUUCAACAUCGUCGACGGCCACGGAGCUGGCCAACUCGGCCGCUGCUUCGUCCACUGGAACAACAUUGACUGGACGCCUUGCUGCAGCCAGCUGCACCUCUCGCCAACGCCCAAAAUUUGUCUGGAUCUCGGAUGCGCUGCUAACCGACACGUUCAAUCGCUUCUGGCACCAUAAGCGCUAUGGCAGCAGUGUGCCAGGCCCGUUGGAGGCACAGAGACGGGCUGCUAAGAGGAAGAAUACCAGUUUGGCCUAUGCCAGUUCUGGAGGCAUCGCAAUCGACCCAGCCGUCGUGCUUGCGAGCUCUGCCAACAAGCUAGCAUGGUGGGGAGAGCCUAAGGACGCUGGAGCUGCAUCAGCUAGAUCAUCGCGCCUCCUGCCAACAUGGCUGUUCCCAUUCCCUGCCUCGACAAAGGCUACCGAGCCGAACCCUGCCCGACUUGAAGUCGAAUCAUGGAUGUCCAACCCGCGAGCAAUGUCCGACCAACAAGCCCAAGGGCUGUCCAAUUGUCAAACACUCUCUGAGAUCAAGACAUGGCUCCGGAACGAACAGCUCAGUCUCACUGCCGAUGCCCAUGUGGGAUCCGCAAUACUCACCCAUAUCGUGGAAAAGAACUCGGUGGACCUUGAUGUGCACACAAUUGCCGCCUAUAUCACUGACCCGGCAUUUCAUCCUCCCGGUUCAUCCUUCAUUCUGGACUUGGUGCGUGCCAUAGUGCCUCGUCCUUGGGACCACACCGCUUGGUCCAUCUUUCGGCGGUCGAUUUGCUCCGCCACUGAACUCGGGCUCAUCAGCCUUGAUGAUGCAAGGCAAAUAAUCGACGAGGUGCUAGCCACGACUUCACUACAACUGACUGAUGUUCCCUGGAAAAACCAGAGGAAGAGAGCCAAAUUGUACCUUGUAUGUGGAAUCCUAGAGGCUAUGGAUCGCUCAGCGGUCCUAGAAGUUACGGAUUUGGGAGCGUCAAUGCUAUCCAAACUCUUUUCAAGGUUUAAAGCCCAAGCUCGCCUGAAGUGGUGCAAGAAAAUGGCGUGGCGCCUUUUGCCUUGGAGCUCCAGGAAGGAUGUCCCGUUCAUCGGUCUACUUAUCCAUGAGCAACUCCAGUUUCAGCGUGGUCAACGAGCUUCUGGCGUGAGACAUGGGCAGGAACUUGCAGCCAGGCUUAUUCAGGCUAACCCGGAGACUCUGCAGCUGCUGCUGGCGCAUACCACUGAAACCCUGCUCAAAUUCACGAAGAAAACAGAAACAAUGCUGUACAGGUUUAUGUGGCAUCAUUGGUACGGUACCUUGGCUGUCUUGGGAUCACGAAAUCAACAUGGGUCGCUGAGCAAAGACACUUGGGACUCCCUUCAAUCUGUUAAAAGCACUCUAUCGCCAGAUCAGCGCUCGUUGGCAUUUGCAUGGACUGCCAUGGCCCUCUGCCAUGAUAUGAGAACCUCACCUGAUUUAUCAAAUCGGCUCGGGUUUCUCAGCUUCUUUGAAGGGCUGAUCGCCUCGAUAUCAAGUCCUCGAAUGGAUUCGUCCCGUCUUGCUGUUGUCGAAUUCAGCAAUCUAGCUCUGCCCUUCCGGGACCUCCUUCUGCGACAUCUGACCCAACUUUCUGACUUCUGCGAGGAUUCCUUCUUUGGCAGGGACUCACAACCGUUACCCACCAUCGAUUCGACCCGUAGACAGGACAUCACCACCAGCAUUGUUGACAGACGUAUCCAGAACGCGCACUUUGCCCAGGGUGAAGCCCUGUCGGAGAUUCUGAACAGUGCGAGCCAUGGCUUCCACGCGUUCAAAGUCUUGGCGCGGAGAAUGGUCCGCAAAAGCACCAUGUCAUUUGGCAUCGUAUGCCAUCUUCUGGAGAGAAACGCAAUGGUCAAGAAAGUCUUGGAAAUGCCCCAGUACUCCUUGCCAUCACUAUACGGGACGGGGGGCGUGAGAAACGGGGAACCGAUUGACCUCGGCGCUUCGACCGUUCUUGAAAGGACGACGUCUCGUUCAGAACCUCCCGCCACCGCAUCCAGCCCUCCCACCAGAGAACAUAUAGUCGACUUAUUCCAUGAUCUUGCAAUAUCCUUCGCGACCAGCCCAGUCGCUACCCCGCGAGCCGCAUUCCGCAGAGUCUACUGGUGCUACCUCUUUCUCUGCCAACACGGCGUGCCAAUACAACCCCCAAUCACAAGAGCGUUAUGGCAUGCGGGUGUGACGCGCUACGGCGAGCAAGGCACGCCAGCCGCGCUCCUGAAUUGGAUCCUGAGUCGAGUCAGCAUGGUGGAGGGCGGAGACGUCGCCAGGCGAUUGUUCUGGAGCGAAACCUUCCGACGAUCAAGAAUAGAGCAGAUCGAGGCAAUAACUCGACCCCACGAACAAGACGAACAAGCAAUGCUUGCUUCGUUGUGUGGGGAUGACGCCGAGAUGCCGUCGAAAAAAGAACACGAGACGAACGGCCCAACCAUAACGACCGGCUCCGAAGCUGACUGCUCUUCUUCUUCUUCUUCUGAUGCUGGUGCUGGUGCUGCUGUUUCUGCACGAGCGGGCCUCGGCCCCUUUUCGGAGUCGAUGAUCGCCUCUCAGCUCACAGGCGACGAAGAAGUCGACCGCGAAACAAAGGCCAAGAUCAAGUUCCUCCAGUCUCUACCGCCGGAAAGACCGUUCUGGUCACCCCGCGAAGAGACCCGCGGAGGUUGGAGAGGCCGAGAUGCAGAGGCGGCGGUGCCGCACUCGGCGCGGCAAGGGCAUAAGGAGAAGAUGAAUGACAGGAACAGUGGCGAGUUCAGGUCCGAGUCCCAGGUCAAGACCAAUGUCAAGACCAGGCGUCGAGUCUCUGCGAAAGCGAGGGCUAGAAAGCCAGGCGAGGUAUCGAUCUGGUAUUAUAAACUCCCCAGCCUCGAGUCCAAGCCAGGCGAAGUAGCGAUCCGGUAUUAUAAACUCUAG
Molecule: messenger RNA, 4974 nt
Organism: Cladophialophora carrionii CBS 160.54
Lineage: Eukaryota; Fungi; Ascomycota; Eurotiomycetes; Chaetothyriales; Herpotrichiellaceae
Exons: 7
Coding region: 1-4974 (1657 amino acids)
Source: RefSeq, a predicted model, not a curated record